Molecule: messenger RNA, 7601 nt
Organism: Actinia tenebrosa (Australian red waratah sea anemone)
Lineage: Eukaryota; Metazoa; Cnidaria; Anthozoa; Actiniaria; Actiniidae
Biological process (GO): microtubule-based movement
Molecular function (GO): microtubule motor activity; microtubule binding; ATP binding
Source: RefSeq, a predicted model, not a curated record
CCCUGACGCACUCACUGUUCGUUCAGUAUUGGUUAAAGCACUCCUCGGGAAUUAAAUUCUUUGUUAUCUAAUUUCACAUGACGGCAGUUUAACUCGGUCAGUUCCUUCAAAUAUUUAUCGUGACAGCUAAUAAGCAUCCUGAAAGCUGCUAUAGGAAAGAGCAGGUUUGGACAAAAAAUGGUACGAUGUUAAAGGUGAAUGGUGGAUGGUGAAGUGAACUCGUUCAAUAACUGGUCAUCGUAUAAAGAUCUGCAAAAUGAGGCCGAAUGAAGUGGCAAGAAAACAUCUCUCUCGAAGAAAUUCACGAGCAACGAAUGGGGCAGCCAAAUCGGCAACCAUUAAAGUGGGAAGAGAUUCUGGCCGAGUUAAGGUUUUUGUGCGAGUUCGUCCCAUGAAACCACAGGAAAAUAGCAGRAAAGAAACAGUAGCAGUUGAUGUCUCUGAACUACGCUCAUCGAUCCAUGUGAGUGACCCUAAACACAGCUGGGAGAAGGAUUAUCCAUUUGAUCAUGUCUUCCCUUCUGACUCCACUAACCAUGRGGUUUGUAACACAUUAUGUAAGCCUAUCGUCAAUGCUGCUCUCAAUGGYUUUAAUGGUACACUCAUGGCCUAUGGUCAGACUGGUUCAGGUAAAACAUACACGCUGAUGGGACUAGAUGGAAUCACAUCUGGCGUGGUAGAUAGAUGCUUCAAACGAAUCAUGCAAGACACAAAACAUGACUACAAAGUAUCAAUGUCAUAUCUUCAAAUUUACCAAGAGAAAAUCUAUGAUCUUCUGAAUUCUACAAACAAAGUUGAACUUAACAUCAGAGAACAUCCCCAAAAAGGAGUUUAUGUAGAGAAUUUGUCCGAGUUUGUAGUAMGAAGUCCAACGGAAAUAAUGAAUUUAUUGGCUGUUGGCAAGAAGAGAUUGGUGUUUGCAGAAACCAAAAUGAACAGAACUUCGAGCAGGUCCACAUCCACGCAAAGAACACGUGAAACAAGCUGGCUCACUAAAAAAGGGUCUCUCUGCCACGACUUCAGAAGUCUCGGAUUGCGCUUUAGAAACAGAAGAUGAGGAACAAGACUCACUUGCAAAAAUGACUUUCACCGACGACGUCCUUGUCCGAGGAAGAAUUCACUUAUGUGACUUGGCCGGAAGYGAACGGUUAAAGAAAACACAAGCUGAAGGAGAUAGAUUAAGCGAAGCUCAGCACAUCAACUCGUCGCUGUUGGAGUUAGGGAACGUCAUCCAUGCGUUAGCUGACGGCAAGCACACUCAUGUACCAUUCCGUAAUUCUACAUURACAAGACUGCUACAAGAGAGUCUGGGAGGAAACUGUAAAACUAGUCUUAUUGUCUGUGUUUCUCCCACCAUGACGGACGUCAGUGAAACCAAAAGUACACUAAGCUUUGGAUCUCGCGCUAUGAAGAUUACGAAUACAGCUUAUGUCAAUGUGGAGGUGGAUUACAAGAAACUUAGUGAUGAUUUGACCAAAAUGUUAGACUCUAGAGAAAAAGAUAUGGAAGACCUAAAAGAAUCGUAUGAAAACAGAAUCACCAAGGUGAAGUUGGAGGCUGAAAAUAUGCUGAAAAGUUCGAUGGAUACAGCACAAGAAGCUUUGGCGACAGUCAGGAAUUUAUUCGAAUCUAAGGAGACAAGCCUUCRUGAUGACAUACAUCAAAUAGACCAACAGCUACAGAAAGAAAAAUCCUUAUCCAGCCAACUUMAACAGCAGCUUUCCUCCCUCAGCACCUGCCUUCACGGUGGAGUCCAUCGAGCAAAGAGUGCCCUACUGGCUGAGCUCUUAUCCAUGCAACUCUUCUACACCAUUAAAGACAUGCCUGAAGACGAACGACAAGAACUAGCCAAGGUUUUCCAAGACGAUUACAUAUACUCUGGUAAAUCAUUGCUUGAUACCAAGGAAAAGGUCUUGGAAAACACUGGCAACGUACUUGAGCUGCUUCAGUGUUAUUUAAAACUUUUGAAUGCCUCUGGAGAUGAGCUAACAAGCAAUGGGUUUAACCUCAAGACGUUAGAAGAACAACUUGUUAGCGACCGUGACGAACCGAAAAUAUUGCCGUCUCUGGUUAAUCAAAAUUCUCACGAGUUGAAUGAAAAAGAGAAGGAGGUUGUUAGCUUGCAGCAGAAURAAAUAUUGUUGUCUCAGUUCAAUAAAACGGACGAUGACAAAGUUUCUGAAUUCUCCACAACUGACGUGAAAUUAGACUCUCAAGAAACAAAUGAAUCAAGGUUUCUCAGUCUCACGAAGAGUCUUCGGAACAAGCUACAAGAUAUCAAGRGGUCGUUGGAUGGUGACGCAAUCGAGUUCUUAAAGAAGGCAUUUGGGAUGAAACGGAUGGACRAAGAGAAGGAAGAAAGCAAGGAAAAGGUGUAUGGUGCGAUGCUGGAAUUAUUACGUCAUCGGGAAACCCAACAAGAUAAACUACACCAAGACCCAGAGAUACCCAUGCUACAUGCUGAGAUUGCUCUUCUGGAUCAGUCUGUUUGUCAUGUUCUUGUUGACAAGGCGUUACAAWGCGCCAUUCUGCUACUUGAACAGACUGACACCCAACAAAAAUGUACAAAACUCUUGAAUAACAACGACAAUCUGAACAAGGAACUAGAGGUGAUGCGCUUACAGGUUGAAACUCUAGUAAGCGAGAACACGAAACUCAACACGAAGUUGUCCGAAACUUCCAACUUUCUGCAGGACGUGAGAACAAGCAAGACAAUGCUAGAGAACGAUCUGUCGUCGGUCUUCCAACUGUACAACAUGAAAAGUAUACAAAACCCCGUCGGGAAAUGCCCUUCGGAUGUGAAAAAAGACCUACAAGACGGAAUCUCGUCUCUCGUGGAGGAAAAUGCAAAACUUAAAGUAGAGCUGAAYGAUAGUAAGAAAGAAAACGAAGAGUUAGAAACACGACUCAAGAACACUAAGGAAGAACUGAUGGAAAAGCAAAAACUUGUGGAGACAUUGAAUAAAAAGAAUGACAAGCCAAUACAGACUAGAACAUCAAAAGCGACACAGACCUUGUUGACUGAUAGUAAACCUGCAGUGAAUGGGGACGCUUCUGGUUGCAAGGAAAUAAAUGGGGUAGAAAGAUCUGUUUUGCCUUUGACGAAUUUCCAGACURAUAAAGAAAAUGUGAUACCAAACGGAGAUAUCAACCAAGAAACAGCAGAAAACGAUACUUCUGUGAAAAAACCCACCUCGAAAAAGCUCGGAGAAAUCGAGCAGUUUCUGUUAAAACUACAAGAUGAGUUAAACAAGMUUGAAGAUGAUGAGUCUGCACUUUUUACUCACGCCAACCAGCGACAGGUGGUUUCGUCUUUGCGAAUGAAUCUGAACAAGAGACUCGGCGAGUUAUGGUCUAUUGAGGUUGUAGAAAGCAAAAAWCUCCGAGAAAAAGUUGAGGACCUAACGGAGAAGUUAGAGAAUACCAGAGAGGAGUAUGAGAAGCAAAUUGAUGAACUUGAGCGGGAGCUUGAUAGUGAAUCCCAAGCGAGGUUGAACUUAGAGAACGAGCUCAUUCAAUACCGUAAAGAAGUCAUGGAUCUUGGUGCGGAAAUCUGGUCGACCAAUCAAACUAGUGGUUCUAARGAUGUUGAGUACCUGAGUGACUCGUCGAGAGAAACCUCUCGAGAAAGUGGUUUUAGAUCGAGAUCAACCAGCGAUGUUCAAGACAAUGAACCUCAUCACUCAGACGAGGUAGAUGGGGGCAAGAAACGGUCAAAACCAAGGAACCUCCUGAGGCGAGUUAGUUCGACCCAAGAGAGUGAUAGUGAUGAGUCGCUAUGUGAAAWGAGGAGAUCAAAAGAUCUCAUCCAAGCAGAGAGUGACACCAAGAUUGUCAAGGCCGAGCUACAGAAUCUUAAACAGACCUUCSUGCAGAUAAAUCAAGAGCUUUCAGACUCUGGGAAAAUUCGUCAAGAGCUGGAAGAAAGAUUUCUGAACUUGGUUAAUGACAACAAUGCCAUUUCUUUAAAGUUCAAAGCAGCGGAUGAGGAAAAUAAAGAGCUAGAAAAGAAGCUCAGCCAAGUUUCUUCACUAAAARCAUCUCUACAAGAUGAACUACUACAAGUUAAAAGUGUAGUUCACAUACAUUUAGAAGACAUACGAAAUUAYAAGGAGAAGAUUGCUAACUUUGAAGUGGAAAGAACACGAUUGAAACAGGAAUUGUCUUCGCGAGAGAUCAAGUCUAGUGCAAUGGACAGCAAGUAUAWAGAAAUGGAAAGAGAACGAGAUGAUGCAAAGAAGCUCCUGGAGACCACUCAAGGACGUUUACGUGCGUAUGAAGAGGAGUUGAAUCUUCUGCGAGAUACGUGCGAUAGGUUAAGGAAGGAAGAUGAUAGCGACAGGGAAAAUCUUGUUGAAGUCAAAAUGAAAGGAGGACAUGGAAGAGAUUCCGCAACUCCAAGUCGAAUCCAGUCAAUCCAUCUUGUUUCACGAGCAAAGAGCCAAGUGAACAAGAAACCAUCGUACUUGGCUAACAAGAAGAAAGUAACGAUAAAGAAGAGCCCGAGAGAAGACGACAAUUCUCCGCGGACGAACACACUAAAGAGAGGAACAUCAGGAAAAAGAGGAAAAAUCACAAGUCCAAGGGAAUCCAAGACCUUAACGCGUGACUCAGAUAGAAGUACACUCAAACGAACCAAGACUUCUGAAAGACGAGCUACAAUCAAAAGGGAUACCGACGAAGACCGCAAGCUGAAGUCAGAAUUGUUGUUAGCUAAGGAACAGCUUGUUCGACUCAAAGGGGAGCUUACUCUUUCCAACAUCCAAACUGCUAAUCUUGGGACGCAUUUGACUUCACUGAGAGAGGAUAGUAACAAGUUGGAGGUGGAGCUAUCAUCUAUGCAUGUGAGAAAACCUCCAAACUCUAACGACACAAAUCAAGAGUCCAGAAGUACCUCCAGGGAUGGUAAAAUAGAAGUUGAGCUGGCGGAAGCUAAAGAAAAAAUCAUCGAACUUCAAGACAAAAUUCUGAGUCUUAGACGAGAAAAGACAACGAGUGAAGAAAAGAUGUCUGAAUCAGAGGAGGAGCUAAAGAAACUGAGAUCAGAUGUCUACAAGUCAAGGGAUGGUUUAGAGAGAAGUCAAGAGGUGGUUAAUAUCUUGAAGAAAGAGAUGGAGGUUUUGACGAUGAAAAAUCAAAUUCUACAAGAGCGUUUGAAUAAUUAUAGUCGUGAAACUGCACAGAAUGUCAUUAGGGGUAAUUUGGAUGAGCUUGACCGCCAAGAUGAAAGCCAAAAUGACAAGGAGACAGGGUCACAGAACAUURAUAAAGAACAGAUGGAAUACUAUGAGAAGGAUAGGCUGAAGUUACAAAGAGAAAUAGAGGAUUUAUCAAACGAUAAAGUAAAACUUGAGGACAUGAAAAAUUUGGUGCAAAAACUGGUUGAUGUUGAAGAUGAGCAGCUGGUGUUGAAGCGACGUCUGAGAAAAGCGGUGAAGCAAGUGGAAGAAGAUGGCACCGAGGAGGUUGUUAGCAAAGACACUAAGAACAAAGAGUCUUCACCAAAGAGAAAUUCAAGGAAAAUAAACGAAUUGUUGCCAAAUAAAGACGAGAAAAGGUUCGAGGAAUACUAUGUUGAAAACACUGCUCUGCGCUGCGAAGUGGACGCCUUGCGUAUAUAUAUUGCAAACCUUGAAAACGAGAUCAAAUCCAUGAAAUAUAAACUAUCCAUCAGUGAAUCCAUGCAAGGAAGCCAGGACAAAAAGGGUUUAGCUGUUUUGUUAGCAUCUGCUAAACAUGAACGUGAAGAACUGAGAGAAACACUCAAUGGURUCUACAGCGAAAAAGAAGACUUGGAAGAAGCCCUUAGUGUUGCAAGGGUAAAAAGUGAGCGCUUGCAAAGAGAACUUAGUGUUGUGAUGAAGAAACGAAGUGAGAUGGAGAUGGAAUUAGUAGCAAUUAAGACGGGAGAUUCUGUUCCUGAGAAGGAUAACYCGAAAACCAGUCUUUCUACAGAGGAAGAGAGAAAGCUCAUUGAGCUAAUCAAAGGUUUUUUGGAUAACAUUGGAGUACAGAAUGCUGAGGAGAAAGAUAUCUUGGACCUGGCAAAAUCGUUACUGUCACGAAACAACCAUCAAGCAGAGAAAAACUCAAAGGGAAAAGGAAAAGAGAGCAAACCUUGGACAAGGAAUUCAUCUAUGGCAAGAAAUCUCACAAGGGGAUCAGCUGCAAAGUCAAGCAGUAAAUCAUUAAACAAGUCACAAGCCUCUAGGCAUGGAGCACAAGCUAAUGCUAGCAAUCUAAAGACCCAYACAUCUACAGACACAAGUAGUCACAAUGAUUCUUACAGUAAACUCAAGCGGCCUAAGCCAGGCACCCGUGGGGUACCAGAAGGAAUGGAGACUGAAAAACCAACUGCAGCCAAAGCUGUAAACAGCCUUAAACAGCAAGAUGCUGAAUUAGAUGACAUCAGUGAUGAUGUGGGUUUUAUGUCUUUAGAUAAUGAUGUGCAUAUACAGCAAAAUGUAACAGGCGAGGUGUUAAUCAAAAAGGCAUGGACUUUGAGAGAUUUGUUCAAGCKCAGCUCGGAAGCCAAAUUACAUCUUCCCGAACCUAGUGUUGUAACUCAAUAAUGCAUAGCUGGCAUUGAUAUAGCUCUUUUUCCUCAACUUCCUUCACCUCAACACCAUUCCUUGCAGUUGAUGAACCAUCAAUACAACAUUAAUUCCUUUUUUGAAUGCAUAUUUUUACUCUUCAUGCUAUGGAAGCAAAAAAAAUUCUACGUAAGGGUUUGGCUUACAAAAAAAUAUGCAUCAUAAUAUUUUGCUGAAAUUCACAAGUUUUUUGUCUUUUCAGUAUUUCGCUUAGUAUAAAGUAAGUUCCUAAAAUCCUUCAAGUGUGAAUUCCCAUUUGGUAAUCAAAAUAUAAGCAAGUCAAAUAAUUAUAAAUUUAAAAAAAAUAGAGAAAGUUUAAGUUCAUAAAUGAGAGUAAUGACAAACUAUAUAAACUAAAAGUUAAAAGCUUUAGAGACAAAGCUUCACUAACAAAAUUUAAAAAUAGAAUAACAAUAUAAUUUUGUAGAAAAUAAUAAUAAUCCCUUAAAAAAUUUGAGAUAAUUUCAGCAUACAGUACUUCAAAAGUUUCUAUAGAAAAUGUUUAAAUUUGAACCUUUCCAAGCCAUCAUUGAACCAAACAUGGUUUUUAUUUUAUAGUUUUUUACAAUGUUCACUUUCUGGAUAGGUGUGUUUUAGGUAGCCUUACAGGAGUUAAAAUAACCGGUCAUCGCACAAUGUAUGCCCAAAAUUGGAACUUGUCCAGUCAAAUGAUGAAGGACUAGCGUCCGAAACGUCAGUAAGUUUUUUCAUCUUUUCAMGGUGUAUAAUUUACCUUUUUAUCAUUACUGUUUCAUUAGAAACAUUGACACAGCUCACACUAGUUUUUAGCUAGUUAUAUCUUCAGUCAAAUGUUUGCUCAUCAGUCAUUUGGACCAUGGAUAAUUACUAAUUGGGGCAGUCGUCAUGACCAGCUGUUAUUUUAAGCCCUACCUUACAGGCAGAUUGUACAUGAAAAGGAUUUAUUUAUAUCAAAAUAUGAACAAAUAUGUUAUUUAUCAUUUAUAUUAUGACACUUCACAAGAAAAUUAAAUUGGAAAUGUACUAGUU